Messenger RNA from Patiria miniata (bat star), 3567 nucleotides. RefSeq names its product serologically defined colon cancer antigen 8 homolog (gene sdccag8). The record is from RefSeq and is a predicted model, not a curated record. Gene Ontology annotation, biological process: establishment of cell polarity; tube formation; neuron migration. NCBI's taxonomy places the organism in Eukaryota, Metazoa, Echinodermata, Asteroidea, Valvatida, Asterinidae. The transcript has 16 exons. The coding region runs from base 33 to 2333 and encodes 766 amino acids. Gene Ontology annotation, cellular component: centriole; centrosome.
GCGUGAAUAUUGGAGGCGGGAAGCAGUCCAUUAUGUGCAUUUUCGGGGAACUGAGUCCUAGUCCUAAGGGACUAAGGGACUUUGCUUUGGCACUUUGGAGACGAGCAAAUGAGUCUUUGCAGGAGCUCAAGCACACGUUCACCACUCCGUUUCCUGGGCCACAAUCCCUCAAGCCACCCCUGUCAACCAGUCCAAGAUAUCAAUCAUCAACCCCAAGGUCAGGCAGGGAAUCACUCAGACUCACAAGAAAAGAUCAUCAAGGGGCUGUGCACAGACUCAAGGCAAUGCUGCAGCAGCAGCAGCAGCACAUGUCACUGCAGCGCACUCAUCAUGAUGAUGAUGUAUUCCAGCGCAGUGCAUUUACACACACUCCCGGAACCGGACCAAGGCUGGAUAUGGGACGGCCAUCCCAUGUGGAUCCUACAACCUCGUCUGGAUUGGGGGGCAAGUCACAGACGACAGGGGAGAACGAGCCAAGUCUUGAAGACAUCUUACCAUUCAUGAGCAGCCAAAGUGCUUACAUACAGCAACUAGAGGGAGAAAAUGCCUUCUGUAAGGAUGAGCUAGCCUCCAUGAGAGCCAAGAUUCAGAGCGUCGUGGACGACAACAUCCGACUUCACGAGGAGUUGAAGACAUCAGUAGUCAAGCUAGCAUUAGGGGAAGGACAGACUGAUCAGGACACUGAAGAUCACAAAAAGGAUGCACCUACCUCAACUGCAGGACUAGCGAAUGUAACCCCAGAAACUCCAAUGGACAAGAACUCGUUUGGGAGAUUUGCACAGGAAUUGGAGCAGAUGAAAGCUCUUCAUGAAGCAAAGACGAACCGUCUAGAAGCUCAACUUUCCUACACAAGGUCAGAGCUUGAGAAAUACGAGAGACAAUGCGAUGAGCUGCGUUCUAAGCUCCGCAUGGCCGAGUCCGUCAAUCUCAUGUCAAGAGAAGAAUCUCAACUGGAGAAUGGUUUAUGUGUCAGGUGUGCCCAACAUGAAGCAGUCAUUGCAUCUACACAUGGAAGCGCCCAUGCUAAGGCAGUUGAGCGAAUCACAGGUGAAAGGGAUGAAUUGAUGGAAACGUUGACAAGACAAAGGGCAUCGAUGAAUGAUUUGAAGCAGAGAGAAUCUGAUGCAUACAAUCAGGUCAAACAGAGUGUCACCAUGGUGGAGCAAGCACAGCUGGAGAAAACUGAGCUCCUUGUCCAGAGAGAGCAACUCAAAGAUGAUCAACAUCGUCUUCAGCAGAGGAUGGAGGAGAUGAUACUGGAACACCAACGCAAACUGCUUCAAGAACGGGAACUCACCAGGAAGGAAUGCCAGCAUGAACUGCAACAACUCAGCCAAAAGAUUGCCAAGUUAACAGAGGACCUAGUGUCCACCCAGAACCAGUUGGAUCGAGUCACCAGGGAGAAAGUUGCUGUCCAGUCAGAGCUUGAGCAGUGUAAAAGCCAGAUCAUGCAACACAGCAAUGAAAUCAGUCAGGUAUCCCACGGUGUGCACCUAUCAACAGCGACUGCCAAGGUACAGAGAGAUGAAGCACUGAGGCAGCUGGAGAGACUGAAGCAUGCCACGGAGCAAGAAGUCAGGGACAAAGAGCAGGAAAUUGUUCGGUUGAACAAAGCACUGUUAGAAACAAGAAGGCGGUUAGAAACGGCAGAGAAAGAAGCAACAAUCAGCCGAGAAGAGUGUAUCAGACUGACAGAGAACCUCAACGCAUCUGAGAGAGAGACGAGCCAAAUCAAGAUGGCGAGAGACAGUCUUGAGAGAAGCCGACAUGAGGAAGUGAAGACUGUGACGCGCAGAGCACAGCAACGAGAGAUGGACCAACAACAGACUAUACAUGAACUAGAAUCUAAAUACUCUCUAACAGUGGCAGAAUUAGAAGACAUGGUAUCCAACCAGAGUUCAUUGAUCAGUAAACUCAGGGAUGAAGGUAGAACACUGACGGAGCAGUUGGAUCAACUCAGUAAUAAAUACAGAACUGAAAUCCGAAGGUUGAAGCAGACCAAUGCAGAGUUGUCCAGUCGACUGGACAGACUGACCAAUCAACACGCCGAGAUGGAAACGCAGUGCGUAGAUCACGGCAGAAUGCACAAGAAGAUGACCAAUAAACUACAUCAGAUGGAGGAACACGCACAGAGGAGCUCUCAACAGAUUUAUGAGCUUCUUGAGAAGCAGACAAGCUUAAUGCAAGACAGACAGAUGCUGAGCAAGGAGGUCGACUUCCUGAGAUCUCAGCAGAAGAACGCCUCGUUACUCAGUACAAGACAUUCCCCGGCUGAUCUGGAUAUGACACCAGAACUAGACAUGAACAUUCCUGGAAGGGGAGGUAAUGGUUGACUUCCUGAGAUCUCAACAAAAGAACGCCUCGUUACUCAGUACAAGACAAUCCCCUGCUGAUCUGGAUAUGACACUUGAAUUAGACAUGAACAUUCCUGGAAGGGGAGGUAAUGGUUGACUUCCUUAGAUCUCAACAGAAGAACGCCUCGUUACUCAGUACAAGACAAUCCCCUGCUGAUCUGGAUAUGACACCAGAACUAGACAUGAACAUUCCUGGAAGGGCAGGUAAUGGUUGACUUCCUGAGAUCUCAGCAGAAGAACGCCUCGUUACUCAGUACAAGACAAUCCCCCGCUGAUCUGGAUAUGACACCAGAACUAGACAUGAACAUUCCUGGAAGGGGAGGUAAUGGUCGACUUCCUUAGAUCUCAACAGAAGAACGCCUCGUUACUCAGUACAAGACAAUCCCCUGCUGAUCUGGAUAUGACACCAGAACUAGACAUGAACAUUCCUGGAAGGGGAGGUAAUGGUUGACUUCCUGAGAUCUCAACAAAAGAACGCCUCGUUACUCAGUACAAGACAAUCCUCUGCUGAUCUGGAUACGACACUUGAAUUAGACAUGAAUACUCCUGGAAGGGCAGGUAAUGGUUGAUUCACAUGCAUUUCAGACUGGCAACAAGUAUUAGGAGCAACUCUUUUUGACCCAAAUGCAGUUUGGUUUCAGACAGCUACUUUUUCAGACAAUUUUCCAUUGACAAAUGUGCUUUUGUAUUCAUUGUACCAUUGAGCAUUUACAGUCUAAGAGCUAUGAUCAAUUCGGAGCAAGUUUGAUCAAGUGGUUAAAUGAUUAAUUUUCUAAUGUAUGUAGCAUCUGUGAGAGAUAAAUUUAAAGUGCAAAUGUCUCCAAUUCAACGAUGAUCAAACACGACCACAACUUCUUGAUCCUUGUUCCCUAUUUUACACUGGGAUCUAGGUAUCUAUUAAUAACCAGCAAUAUGAUCUACCUAGGUAGCCUGGUCCUUAAUAGUCAACUUACCCAGUCCAAUCAUCGUAAACUAGCAUCUGUUUUCCAUUUAUUUGCAUGUUUUGCUGUGCUGAUAAAAUCUUAAAGAAUUUUGACAAUGCAAAAACAUUUGUUCGACUCAAUUAAUAAAAUGAAAAAUAUGUUAAAACUUUUUGUAAAGAGAAUGAAGAGAAUUGUUGGUUUUGAACCAAAUCUUUUUAUCAAGCACUUUUUUUUGUAUAUUUAUGCAAUUUUCUUCGAGAUUUUAAAAAUAAAUUGUAAUCACUAAAGAC